Chelmon rostratus (copperband butterflyfish) is the source of this 2575-nucleotide messenger RNA. It is a transcript of the gene sytl1, whose product is annotated as synaptotagmin-like 1. Gene Ontology annotation, cellular component: plasma membrane; exocytic vesicle. Gene Ontology annotation, molecular function: neurexin family protein binding; small GTPase binding. The coding region runs from base 379 to 1977 and encodes 532 amino acids. Gene Ontology annotation, biological process: exocytosis; intracellular protein transport. The transcript is spliced from 17 exons. NCBI's taxonomy places the organism in Eukaryota, Metazoa, Chordata, Actinopteri, Chaetodontiformes, Chaetodontidae. The record is from RefSeq and is a predicted model, not a curated record.
CUCUGCACACAGACCUCGACACACACGGCGCACAGCGAAAGUUUUCGCCCAACUUUCUCAUCGAUGGAAAUGGCGGAAGCUGACAAGUAAGGUCUGGGGUUGUGAAUGCUGUUAUACACCAACCGCCUGGACUGGAGCUUUGCGCAUGCGUUAAUUAGGCCUGACUCAAAGGGACAGCUGUGGCUGGAGUCUGCCCGUCCCUGUCUUGUGAACUCGAUAUCACAGGACCACCUUCAGGGAAUUUCUUCAAAUUUGGCACAAACAUUGACUUGGACUCAGGGUUGAACUGAUUAGAUUUUGGUAGUGAAAGGUCAAAGUCACUGUGACCUCAACUGGCGAGUUGACUGGUUGGCACAGAGCACAGAACAGAGAGACGGGAUGGAGGAGGAGCAGGUCGACUCCUCUCUUGACUUGAGCCACCUGACAGAAGAGGAGCAGUCCGCCAUCCUGCAGGUCUUACAGCGUGACUUAGAGUUGCGUCAUCUUGAUGAAAGACGCGUAAGGAUCCUCCAGCAGACAGAAACAGACCAGACCCGCCUGCGCUCCCUGUCGGGGGCGUGGUUCAGGGAGGAGCGCAGCAAACGCCACCGCACCUGGUCGGGCAGCGCCCUCGUCCACGCCACCAUACGCCACAGGAACGCAAAGAGCAGAGAUGUGCCCCUGACUGGACUGUUCAAUGGCGAGAGAGAGGAAACCUCCCACAACAACAACACCUCUCCUGAGGCUGAGGAAAGACUGAAGGACAGUGGAGACGAGGAAAGCAGAGGGAGUCAAGGAAGUUUGAAACCUACACCCACACCCAGAACAAAAACUCCUGCUGCACAGGGUCUCCAGCAUAGGAAUAAUUCCUCAUCAUCCAAAGAGUCUGAAAGGAGAAGUAAUGGCCACUCAGAGGAAACGGAGGAAGACUGUGACAGUCACAACGGGGACACUGACUCGCUGAGCAGCAGCUUGACAGAGCCAGAUCCGACGUCUCUGAAAACCAGCAGCUCCAACGGCAGCCUUCAUUCGGGCUACACGCUCAGUGGAAGCAUGAUGAGUCUGUUCAGCUCGGGGGAUUUUGGAGUGGUCGAGGUGAGGGGCCGCAUCCAGUUCUCAUUGGUUUACGACACCCAGAAGGAGGAGCUGCAAGUGAAAGUGUAUGGCUGCGAGGAUAUCGCCACGGCACGAAAGAACCGCUCUGACCCAUAUGUAAAAGCCUAUCUAUUGCCGGACAAGUCGAGUCACAGUAAGAAGAAAACAUCGGUGAAGAAGAAGACACUAAACCCAGUCUAUGAUCAGAUGCUCCGAUAUAAAGUGCGGAUCGGAGAGCUUCGCAGCCGGACCUUGAACCUGUCUGUGUGGCACGCCGAGCCCCUGGGGAGGAACGUGUUUCUGGGAGAGGUGGAGGUGUCUCUGGGGCUCUGGGACUGGACCUACACACAGCCACUGUGGCAGGACCUGCAGCCACGGGUUAAUAUGAAUCCAGACUCCAUUCGCAGUCGUGGGACCAUCAUACUCUCUAUUAAGUUCAUCCCAGACGGAUUCGAGGGUGGUGGUCUGCCUCUGACAGGAGAGCUUCACAUCUGGCUUCGGGAGGCUCAAGGCCUGCUGUCCAACAAAGGGGGCCCUGUAGACUCCUUUGUUAGAAGCUACAUACUCCCAGAUGCUAGCCGACAGAGUGGUCAGAAGACGCGCAUGGUGAAGCGCUCCAUCAGCCCUACCUACAACCACACCAUGGUGUACGAUGGCUUCCACACCAGCGACCUGAGAGAGGCCUGCGCUGAGCUGAGCGUCUGGCACCGCGAAGGGUUAAAAAUGCACGUCCUAGGAGGGAUUCGUCUGAGCUGUGGAACUGGUCAAAGUUAUGGGGAGGACGUCAGCUGGAUGGACUCCACAGAGGAGGAGGUCACUCUGUGGACCUCCAUGAUCAACAACCCAAACCACUGGAUCGACGCAACACUGCCAAUCAGAACUAACCUCACACACCGGCCCUAGUGACACACUUUGUACACAAACACACGUUCAUAUGCAUGUUCAUGAAGUGGUUGGACUGAAAGGACGCACUCGACACAUUUAACCUUACUGUCACACACAUACACUGUUUAUUUCUGUUUAUUUCAUACAAACACCCACACCCAACACACACACAGACAGCAGUAGUGGUGCAAUAUUGUGAAUUAAUGGUGUAGAUUAAAACAUAUUUAGUUGUCAAACCAAAUCAGUCUGCAUUUCAGACGUUUUCUUGUAUGCUUUGGUUCAGUUUGUGUCUUCUCUGACAUGAUUGCCUUUGUAAUCUAUUGUUGUUUAUUAAUUAAAUAUCAAACCUUAGCUGAUGAACCAGCCAGUGUUCUUUGCUUACUAAAUUAAAAAUAAUACAUCAAGGAGAUAAAGAUGGAGGGAUAAUUUUAAGAACUUAACCACAUACUUCAAAUUGUUUCCCAUGUCUCUUGAAUUUUUUGGCGUGUGCCAGAAAAACAGCCCUGCAGUUGCAUAAAUUUAUUUUUUACUUUUUAUGCAUUAGCUGACUGCCAUCUUGUGGUCAGACUUUAUACUUACACUUUGUACUUUCAGGCAAAUUACAGAGGUGACAGUA